This is a messenger RNA of Diaporthe citri, 1011 nucleotides long. RefSeq lists its product as uncharacterized. The transcript has a single exon. The record is from RefSeq and is a predicted model, not a curated record. Lineage: Eukaryota; Fungi; Ascomycota; Sordariomycetes; Diaporthales; Diaporthaceae. Bases 1 to 1011 code for a protein of 336 amino acids.
AUGGAAAAAUCAUACUUUUUCCUCCUUCUGUUCUCUGGGUGUGCUUCCGCACACACCUGGCUUGAAGCAUUGCAGUCCAUCACCUCAAACGGAUCUUUCAGCUCAACACUUGGUUUCCCUCGCGGCUUUGUUGCACGAAAUGAUCCCUCCUUCUCGGACAACUCUAUGACCUACAGAAUCACAGCGAAAGACUCGACAACCCCUCUCUGCCACCCCUCCCAGCAGGUUGCCAACGGGUACACCAACCCACAGUACCCACGUCUCAACGCCUCAGCAGGCUCUUGGAUCUCUCUAACGUACGGAGAGAACGGUCACGUCUCUGCGCCCCAAGUGCCGGAGGGCAGGCCAUACCGAUCGGGCAACGUCUACGUCUACGCCUCGACAACCCUCCGAGAUGAAGAAUUUGCUGGUGUGCAUGGGAACUGGACUGCAGAUAACUCGCUGGAAUCUGGUCGCCUGAUCGCCACCCAUUACUUCGAUGACGAAAUCUGCUUUCAGGACCAAGGUUCUAACCCCUCGCCCAUCAACGCUCAUCGCAAGGGCGCUUCCAAGAACCUGACUUCUGUGAACUGUCAGACCGACAUCAAAAUCCCUGAGGACAUCACAUCGGACAUUCUCGCACUGUACUGGGUUUGGGAUUGGAGCCUCUGGCCAAACAUGGACAACACAUCUUUUGAAGCCUACACUACAUGCGCCGAGGUCGACAUUUCACAUGGAGGUACUCCACCUUCUGGAAUUGCUGUCAAUGAUUCCGUCCCUCUGGACCGAAGGGCCCUGCAAAGCCAAUUGGCCACCCAAUUCGAAGUUUUCGAACUUGGAACCGGCACCGCGGCCCCACCUCCAGUCACGAGUCUGCCACCCACCACAAGUUCGAGUGCAGUGUCGCCCACUGCAACCCCUACCACUACCACAGGUACCACAACACCCAGGGAGGCCAAUGAAUGUUCUGGGUUCACGAUCGGUGCCACCAUCACUGUCACCGUCACGGCUGGGCCUGCUCCGUCGGGUUGA